AUGGAUCGAAACGAAUUUUUGAAUCGAAGUCGGCUCGUGUCCGAGCAAUGCAUCGUGGAGUGGGGUCGCCUUCAAGCAGAAGGAAAGGCACAGCAGGAGGUAGAGACGCAGAAUGAUCUGCGCUGGGCAUACACCGUACAAGUCGAGAAGCUUGCAACGGAGCUUGUCCUGGCAAAAUACGACAGGGAGAAAACCCGCCAUCAGGAGGUCUUGGCAAACCUUACGGCACGAGCGCCACCCCCAACACCUCACGGGGUACAGGCUGCCGUCGACGCCGAGUACAUGCUCCACCGCGACCGCAUCGUUGCCAUGCUGAAAGGCCACAAGGAAUUGUUGGAGUGGACUCUGAGAGGCUCACGUCUCACCCGCAUGGACCAGAUUCUUCAUCUGCGCGAUAACGUUCCGACAAAUGAGCAAGACGACUAUACGAAGCAGUUCCUCAAGGGACGCGUGAAACUAGACAGCCAUGUCAUCAGGAAGUUGGCGGCUUUCUACAAGAUAUUCCAUGUGGGUGAUCCGCGCCAGAGGGAUCACCCAGGCCAUCUCGAUCAAGUCUCGGAGAGUAUCGUGCAGCCAAAAUCUUCCAGAUGGCCGGGUCUGGCGAUGCAGGUCGUGGAGGACGACAUGCGGAUAGGACGGGGUCUCGCUCGCCCAGCGUUUCGAGAUGCUCCAUCCUCCAGGGCCGCGUCUCGGCUACAAGAUGCGGACGAACGGAUAACUCCUAUGAGGAAUUCCUUGGCUGCAGCAGGUUUCGAGUUUGAGAAGUUUCUCGGGGUAGGAGGUCACGGCCUGGCAGCACUGUUCAGAUGCAUUGACAGAUUUGGCCAGACCCGUAGGGUCGUCGUGAAGAUGGACUUGUAUCCACCAUCGGCGACGUCUGAUUUUGGGCUGGCUGGUGAAAAGAAACUUUUGACAAAACUGACCGGCCGGAUGCACAUCCUCCAGAGAGUUAGUCUUGACCGUCUGAGGGCUAACAUGCUAUCCUCAGACCCUCGUACCCGAGCGCUUGAUGAGAGCGAUGAUAUUCUGGUUCUGGAGUUCAUGGGGAAGGGAGACGUGGACAAGCUCAUUUGCACGCUCGUCGAGCGCCGGUUGAAACUCAACUCACAGAUUCUAUGGCAAAUUUUCAAGUGCUUGUUCAAGGGCUGCGUCGCCAUGGCGUGGCCGGACAAGAAUGCACCGCAAUAUGACGGCGCCGUCGUGAGUGAGACCUCACAAGGCCUUGAAACCGACGCAGAGGAAUAUGCCGACUUCAGCGAGCCGUCUUCUCGUGCCGUGAUUCAUUUUGACAUUGACCCAUGUAAUGUCCUCAUUGGUAAUGUGGACAUCAACGGUGUUGAGCACGAUACGCUGCCAGUCUUCAAAAUUGGCGAUUUUGGAGUGGCAGAAGUUGUGAACAGAGAUGAUGAGCAAUUUUGUCAAGAAUGGGAUUACAUAUUCGAAGCUCCUUACUAUGAGCGCCAACACGACCCGACGAACAAGCUGUAUUCCACAGCCGGGCGAUAUAACAAGUAUCACAAUGUUUACCAAGCCGCUGUAGUUAUGUGGUGUCUCAUUACCCAAGUCCGCGUGCCACAGCCAAAACUGGAAACUUUCUACGAUGGAGACGGCACAGUGAUCUACACAUAUGGCAAGGAACUGAUGGGGCCUCAGUAUGACCAUGUCGACGUUGUCCUCCGGCAGGCUCUCUGCCAUUGCCUGGCCCACGACCCCGACAUGCGCCCGAAUUUCGAGGCGCUGGAAAGGCUCAUCAACAGCAAAACAGAUCCAAGGCAUUGGGACCGGAAGAUGAGAGACGAGACCGAGUUGCUGCGCACCGAGCUGUUCAGCAACCCCAGCCGGGCGACGGGCCCAGCGCCACAAGGCCCGUCUCAAGGUCCGGAUAAUCAACAACAACCGCCCUUGAACAAUCUCAGACAGAUGCACCACGACGCUCGGCAACCACCCGCACCACCGCCCGUAAUCCGCCCAAUCCCAUCGCAGAGGCCUGUCCCCGAUCCGCCGUCCGGGGGAAGGGCCCCGCUGCGGCGAGUGAGGGGGAGGAUCCCGAGCCGAGGAGCGGCGAGCGGCCCUAAAAGCACCAGACUGACGCCGCCGGUCAGGCGCGCCUACAACGCCGUUGGCCGCAUGUUUGUCGGCUCGGGCCAGCCCCGCCAGCAGUCCCAGGCGCAGUUCUACGGGCUGAACUACGACGGCCAGAACGUGCAGGCGUCGUCUCGCAGGAGGUCGACGGCGACAAGGGUCAAGGAGCACUUGGUGGGGCAGUGGGAUAAGCUGUGGGAUAAGUACAAGGAUCAUUACUAUCGCUGA
This is a messenger RNA of Pyricularia pennisetigena, 2310 nucleotides long. RefSeq lists its product as uncharacterized. The record is from RefSeq and is a predicted model, not a curated record. The transcript has 8 exons. The coding region runs from base 1 to 2310 and encodes 769 amino acids. Gene Ontology annotation, biological process: protein phosphorylation. Lineage: Eukaryota; Fungi; Ascomycota; Sordariomycetes; Magnaporthales; Pyriculariaceae. Gene Ontology annotation, molecular function: protein kinase activity; ATP binding.